AAUACCAUUGUGUCCCACUAUAACUGACUCGUGAUCCGAUGUCCUAGGGAUUUUGAUGUUAGCCAGUUCCCCGCCAAUAUCAUUGUUCUGAGGGAUCACAAUGCGCUCCUUGGACCCUGAACAGCACCUCAUGGUGCUUUGAACUUGACAUUUGGCUUGGGACAAUGCCUCCGUUGCAAGUAACCUAACUUGCCUCUUCGGGGCUUGGCAAUCGAUUUCUGCUGCAACGUUGCAGCUGGGCUGCUGAUCAUACACGGAUGUCUACAAGUGAUCAAUAUCCCAUAGCCGGCAUCGAUGGUCAUGAAGAAGCAAAAUGACAACCGGUCCUCCUCAUCCGAGCAUCGAGCACUCUCCGCACGUAUCGUAUCAAUCACUUACGCGUCCUUCGAGUUAAGCUCGUCUUUCCGAUGUUUCUAGAAGCCAAUAUCUGGAUGGUUACGGUUUGAACGCGGGACUUCACUCCUUUGCUUCCGCAAAAGCUUCCUUCAAAAAGGAGAAAUGCAUCUGCAUGUAAUGGACCACGUAUUCACGACAUGACUUCACGAGCCCAACCACCAAGCCAAGGAGAAAUGUUUCUGGAUGUAUCCUGGAAUGUUCAAGAGGUUACAAAUUACCUGAAGCGUUUGACGAGCAAAGUUGAGAUGCUCAAUAUCCCUCAAAGUGCGAAAGAACAAACAGCGCAAAUGCAAAGAUAUAAUCACUUGGUUAUAUCUACCCUAGAUAUGCCUCCAUUCACCGAGCACAUUGAGGGCAAGCAUAAUGUGUAUGAUGCUCUUGCUUCCACCGUCUUGGUCAUCGAAACACGUUCAGAGGCGGAGACAGUUCCACUUGACCACCAGGACAACUCAGAGGUUUUAGCUGCAUAGCCUAUUUGCGUUUCUGUUAUGUAUAAAUUACGAUAUGGUCUGCACCACAAAUGAAGGUCUCCUGACUGAGUUAUGAUCCCUGGCGUUGGUGAUUCUGCAUCUCAGCCAGCACCCUUGAGGUAUACUUCUAUUUGUAACAUUGUCUGGG
Somion occarium is the source of this 1014-nucleotide messenger RNA. The record is from the annotation of a GenBank genome assembly. NCBI's taxonomy places the organism in Eukaryota, Fungi, Basidiomycota, Agaricomycetes, Polyporales, Cerrenaceae.